Messenger RNA from Molossus molossus (Pallas's mastiff bat), 2485 nucleotides. RefSeq names its product forkhead box D1 (gene FOXD1). Gene Ontology annotation, molecular function: RNA polymerase II cis-regulatory region sequence-specific DNA binding; DNA-binding transcription factor activity, RNA polymerase II-specific. The coding region runs from base 404 to 1783 and encodes 459 amino acids. Gene Ontology annotation, biological process: cell differentiation; regulation of transcription by RNA polymerase II; anatomical structure morphogenesis. NCBI's taxonomy places the organism in Eukaryota, Metazoa, Chordata, Mammalia, Chiroptera, Molossidae. The transcript has a single exon. The record is from RefSeq and is a predicted model, not a curated record.
AGCCCAGUACUCGCCGAGGUCUGUCCCUAGACUCUCACCCGUCCCGCACCCUCCCGGGCGUUCCGACGCUUUGACUUGCUCUUCCAGGACCCUGCCACCACCUCAACUGACCCGGCCAGUGGCGCUCCGAGAGGGGAAGGUCAAGUUCCCCGCCCGGGCCGGUGCGCGCAGAGCUAAGGGAGCGCAGAGACUGCGGGGAGACUGAGGCGGCGCAGGAGUUACAAAGUCGCAGCGCAAGCCUGGGCCGCCGCCGAGCAACGCCGAAGCGCAGCUUGGCGAGUGGCAGCGCCCCCAGCGUGGCGCCCCGGGGCCGGGCCCGCCGCCCGGGACCCGGGCUGGGGCGCGGCGGGAGCCCGGAGCCCGGCGCCCCUAUGCGCCGCCUCAACGCCGCAGCGCGACAGCUAUGACCCUGAGCACGGAGAUGUCCGAUGCCUCCGGCCUCGCCGAGGAGACAGACAUCGACGUAGUGGGGGAGGGCGAGGACGAAGACGACGAGGAAGAGGAGGACGACGACGAGGGCGGUGGUGGCGAGCCCCGGCUGGCUGUCCCUGCGCAGCGGCGGCGGCGGCGGCGCUCGUACGCCGGCGAGGACGAGCUAGAGGACCUGGAGGAGGAGGACGAGGACGAUGACAUCCUGCUGGCCCCGCGGACAGGGGGCUCCCCGGUGCCCCCGGGCCCAGCAGCGUCGACAGGCGCCGGGACCGGUGGGGGCGGGAGCGCGGGCGGCGGCGGCGGCGGGAGCGCGGGCGGCGGCGCCAAGAACCCACUGGUGAAGCCGCCCUACUCGUACAUCGCGCUCAUCACCAUGGCCAUCCUGCAGAGCCCCAAGAAGCGGCUGACGCUGAGCGAGAUCUGCGAGUUCAUCAGCGGACGCUUCCCCUACUACCGGGAGAAGUUCCCCGCCUGGCAGAACAGCAUCCGCCACAACCUCUCGCUCAACGACUGCUUCGUCAAGAUCCCCCGCGAGCCCGGCAACCCCGGCAAAGGCAACUACUGGACGCUCGACCCGGAGUCCGCGGACAUGUUCGACAACGGCAGCUUCCUGCGCCGGAGGAAGCGCUUCAAGCGGCAGCCGCUGCUCCCGCCCAACGCCGCCGCCGCCGCCGAGUCGCUGCUGCUCCGCGGCGCGGGGGGCGCGGGGGGCGCGGGCGACCCGGCGGCUGCCGCCGCGCUCUUCCCGCCUGCGCCGCCACCGCCCCCGCAUGCCUAUGGCUACGGCCCCUACGGCUGCGGCUACGGCCUGCAGCUGCCACCCUACGCGCCGCCCUCGGCCCUCUUUGCUGCCGCCGCCGCCGCUGCCGCCGCCUUCCACCCGCACUCGCCCCCGCCGCCCCCGCCGCCGCACGGCGCGGCCGCCGAGUUGGCCCGGACCGCCUUCGGCUACCGGCCGCACCCGCUCGGCGCCGCCUUGCCCGGUCCCUUGCAGGCCUCCGCGACCAAGGCGGGCGGCCCCGGCGCCUCCGCUCUGGCGCGCUCGCCCUUCUCCAUCGAGAGCAUCAUCGGGGGGAGCCUGGGCGCCGCCGCCGCCGCUGCCGCGCAGGCCGCCGCCGCCGUGCAGGCCUCGCCCUCGCCGGUGGUGACGCCGUCGGCUCCCGGAUCCGGCGGCGGCGGCUGCGCAGCUCAGGCGGCCGUGGGUCCCGCUGCCGCGCUCACUCGCUCCCUCGUGGCCGCCGCGGCCGCCGCCGCCUCCUCCGUCUCCUCCUCGGCUGCCUUGGGGACUCUGCACCAAGGGACUGCCCUGUCCAGUGUCGAGAACUUUACCGCUAGAAUUUCAAAUUGUUAAUAACGCUAUGUUAGCUCGCUUGAGAAAGAGAAGGUAGGAAUCCCGCUGCUUUUUUUCAUCCUGGUGGUUUGCUGUUUUGUUCGGUCCUCCUGGAGCGGCCCCUCCCGACCUCACGCCCCCAUUUUCGCCGCUUCGGAUCCACAGAGACUGUUUGGCGACAGCUCAGCGCGCUCUUUGGCUCUGCAGGUCUCUCUAUUUAUGCAAAGUCUCUCUAAGCUGCAGCCUCUGGCCCGGGUGGGGAGGAAGAGGGUGCUGGUGGAUUCUGCCCUGUCUAGGCGCAAGGGGCUUCCUUGACUUUUGGGAAAUCUUAAAAAUUCUAAGCCUUUUUGAGGUCUAGAGAGUCUCAGGUCCAGGCGUUAAAAAAUAAGUAAUGUUCAAAAGACGAAUACAAAAAUAGUAAAGGUCCCGCAGAAUGCCAGCGAAGCAAUAGUUUUUAUUUGAGGACACUUGUCUGGUGUACUUUUUCAUAAAAGGAAAAAAAUGAUUAACAUGUUUACACAAGGAAAAAAGUCAGAAUUACUUCUUAUUUUAACCUGUGUUUUGUAUCAUAAUAGACACGCGGAAUUUUUAUUUUGUACUUACUGCGUAUUCUUUACAAGGAGUAUUGUAAAUUUUACUGGCAAUUAUUGUACCAUUCUAUUGUAGUGUAAAGAUUUUUACACUUUUUCAGAAAUAAAAUGCUUAAUUUUCAAAGAAAACCUA